Trichomonas vaginalis G3 is the source of this 2448-nucleotide messenger RNA. RefSeq names its product protein dispatched-related family. The record is from RefSeq and is a predicted model, not a curated record. NCBI's taxonomy places the organism in Eukaryota, Parabasalia, Trichomonadida, Trichomonadidae. The transcript has a single exon. Gene Ontology annotation, cellular component: membrane. Bases 1 to 2448 code for a protein of 815 amino acids.
AUGUCAGAACCGGAUACAGCUCCCCUGCUGUCCGGAAAGACAAACGAUGAACCUCAAGGUGAUGAGGGAUUCAAACUCAACUCCUACGCUAAAGCUUAUGCAAGUUUUAUUUAUGAUCACCCAUUUGUUCCAAUAAUAUGCGUUAUUCUUAUGACUUUGUUCUUUACAUUGUAUCUUACACUUGUCUAUGGUAUCAGACCACAAGCUAAUUCUAACUAUUACCGUUGGAAUGGUGAUUCAAUCACACAAAAAUGGGAUGCAUACGUUGGUGCCGAACAAGAUACUUACAGAUCAAUAUUCGGCAUGUUCGGUGAAACAAUUAAAUUACCAAAUCAGUUCCAAUUGACACAGAUGGGAGCUGUAAUUUUCGAAAGAAAGGGACAAAACAUCUUAGACUACAGAAUUAUGCAAGAAAUCUGGAAGAUGGAAGAUGAAAUGCACGCAAUUCCAGGUUGGUCCGAUGUUUGCUUUAAGAUUCCAAUGGAUUCUCUUCCAGGCUUCGGAAAAGAUCUUGUUUACAAGCUAUUAGACUACAUGAAGAACAGACUAUCCUCAUUAGAAGAAGAUACCAACUGUAUUGCCUUCAAAUCCAUCAUUACAGAUAUCAAGAAUUAUUUCAAGCGCCAGUACAACGUUACGAACCCAACUCCAGACAUGCUUAACCAAUCAUUCUUCGAGGAAUUCUACAGAGCCGAUGAAGUCCGUCUUACUGCUACUUAUGUCGGAAAUGAUUAUAAUAAUGAGACAAUGACCUCAAGUAGACUUAGAUCCAUGUAUCCAUUUGCUCUUCCUCUUAAAGGCUACAAGAAUAAAGCUGAUCGUCAGAAGGAACAAGAAGAUAAACUCGGAAGAUGGCAAGUAAAGUUCGAACAACCAGUAGAUGCCUUCUCAGAGCGUGCUCCAUAUGGUACACAUGCAUAUCCUGCCUUUGUCUUCGGUUUGAACUUCAAGAUUGCUGCUCUUAUUCUUCAACAAGUCUGGUGGUUGAUUGGAGCUUUUCUUUUCACAUUUGUUUUCGCAGUAAUUGUACAGAGAUCAUUCUUUACAUCGUUACUUGGUGUUAUUGGUGUUUUCUUCCCAAUUCCAUGUGCAUUAUGCAGCCUUAGAAUGUUCUUUGGCAUCACACAUGUCGAUGUCAUUGAUGUCAUUGGUUUGUUCUUAAUUUGUGGUAUUGGCGCUGACUGUGUUUUCAUCAUCUUUGAGUUGUUCAAGCAGUCGAGAAAUGUUUAUGGAACAAACAACAAAUUAAGACUCGCUUACGCACUCCAAAGAGGUUUGAUUGCUUUGUCAACAUCAAUUACAACAUCCGCUGUUUCUUUCUUGGCUCUUUCUUCAUCAGGAGUAAGAAUCAUGAACUUCUUUGGUAUUUUCUGUUUCAUGUUAUUGUUGUUUACAUUUAUUGUCACGUUUACAUGGUAUUUAGGCAUUGUUUCCAUCUGGGCAAAGAGAUGGGAGAAACACAAUGACAUGCUUGAUACAAUACAGUCUGUUUCUCAACUAGAAACACGUGAUGAAGCUGAUGAUUCACAUCAGAGAUAUCCACAUACAGGACUUUUCGAUUUCCUCCACAAAUGUGUUGUUUUCAAUGUAAACGCUGCUGGUUUACCAAUCGAAAAGUACACCAAAUACGAGAGAUUCGUAUUCAACAAACUCGCUCCUUUCUUGUAUCACUACAGACUUCCAAUUGUCUUAGUUUUCGCAGCAUGGACAGCAUGUUUUGGAUAUCUUGCAAUGAAGAUUCCAACGAAAUCAGAACUCCAAUUCCUUCCUGAUAACCAUCCAUUGCAAAGAGCUUAUUCACUUGCAUACAAUGGUUUCUCAACUGCUUUAGAUGACUUCUCUUUUGUCUACGUCUGGGGACUCAAACCAAAACCAGUUGUAAGUUUCAAAGAUAGAUUUACAAUUGAUAAUUACGGAAGAGCUGAGUUCAUUCCUAUAAAUAUAACAGAUCCAAAUGUUCAGUUAUGUAUUCACAAGGCAUGGGAUAUCAUUAGAAAUGAUACGGAGAUCAUUGAUAAUGCAAUAACAGCUAAUUUCGGUGUCUCUCCUUUGGAAACAUGGAACUGGAUUUUCUCAAUUGAUAAAUGGAUUGAUAAGUGGAUUCCUCUUUUCGCAUUGAACAUUUCCAUUCCAGAAAAGUUCCCUAUUACUCCAACAGAAUACAAAGAAACAGCUUGGCUUUGGCAGGUAUUUUUGUCUGAGUUGUUGUAUGAAGAACCAGAUUCUUAUGUCCCAGGAUCUCUCAAAGCAGAUACAAUCGGAUUCAGUAAUGAUGACUAUUCCCUUAAAUACAUCGGUAUGAAGGCAAAUCUCUUCAUUCCACAGGAUCUAAGUGUUCCUUCAAAGAAAACUUUAUAUGACAAAUGUGAGAAUUUGGCCAACAGAAUUAAAUAUGAUCCUGUUUGCCAAGCAGCUGGUUUAGAUGGUUUCCAUACUGGUGUACAAUGA